AUGUUACAACAAAUGGAAACGGAUAUUUAUUUUCUUGGUAGACAUUAUCUGUGUGGUAUUGCCUCACAAAUAUUAGCCUAUGAUCAUCAGCAUCUUAUCCAAGGACAAAUUCUAACUGGAUCAUUUCUUUUACGAAAAUAUCGUAAUUCAACAACAUAUCCUGUUUCUACUUUGGCACUUUUUGAUGAACUUGAUGGAUUAUGUGUAACUCGAAUAACGGAAUCAUUUUAUUUCUAUUCAAAAUAUCCUCAUUUUACAAUUGUUGUAAAGGGAAUGAAUCAUAUGCAAACAGCGUCUGGUAAACCACCAUCACAUAUUGAGAAAAACGAUCUUGUAACGGAAAUUAGUGAUACUGACGCUCAUGAACAAUUAGCAUCGAUCAUCAAUGCACUUCAUGUUGUCUAUGAAAUACCAGAUCAAUUUCCUCAUCUAUUUAAUAAUUGUUCAUCAUAUUCAUGUAUAUUGCAAUUAGAAACUGUUACACAAAAUAUUUAUGAUUCAACGGAUACAUUCGACACCGGUUUCUCUUAUAUAUCAGCAGAUGAAAUGAGAAUUAAAAUGAUGUCAAGACAAUCGAUCUUAGAAGCAAGUCAAAUGAAAACAUAUAAUUUCAAUGAAAUUGAUGGUAGUUCAUUUCGUUAUCAAUCAAAAGGUAGACAACUGGUAAUAGAUGAAGAUGAUAUAGUGACUACGAGACCAUCAUGGAUAUUAGGUUCAUUAAAAUAUGUGCCUGGAGUUGACAGUCAAGGAAAACCUAUUCUCACCAUCAAAUCAUCAACGUUGAAAUUACCAAGCGAUUAUCCAAUAAAAAGUUUGGCGGGCAUUCAUUAUUGUAAAGUUUUAAGUUCAGCUCGCGUAAUCGAAUGA
Messenger RNA from Didymodactylos carnosus, 867 nucleotides. The record is from the annotation of a GenBank genome assembly. NCBI's taxonomy places the organism in Eukaryota, Metazoa, Rotifera, Eurotatoria, Philodinida, Philodinidae.